AUGUUUCCAGAGCUAGAAGAAUUGAGUCCGGAGUGUGACAUCGACAAAGCUGACGUUGGCGUUCCAGGCGUCACGACCCCAGAGAUGAAGGAAAAGAUGCGAAAGAUCUUGAAUUAUCAUCGUCGUAUCAUUUUAGGCAAUGGCAAUGCCGCACCGGCCCCAGCUCGUGGAGUCGUUUGUGACUUAGAUGUAGGUGAUGCGAUGCCGAUAGCACUGCGUGCUCGACAGAUCGCCUCCAGAUAUCUGGUGAAAGUUUACGAACUCCUGAUUAAGCUCCUAGAGACUGGACCCAUUGAACAUUUUGAAUCGGAGUGGUCAUCCCCGAUCGUGAUCGUUUUGAAGAAGAAUGGAGAAGAUAUCAGACUGUGUGUUGAUUAUAGGCUGGUUAACCAGUUGAUCAAGCUACCGCGAUACCCCUACCUCUGA
Molecule: messenger RNA, 426 nt
Organism: Phytophthora megakarya
Lineage: Eukaryota; Oomycota; Peronosporomycetes; Peronosporales; Peronosporaceae
Source: the annotation of a GenBank genome assembly